Messenger RNA from Closterium sp. Naga37s-1, 1668 nucleotides. The record is from the annotation of a GenBank genome assembly. NCBI's taxonomy places the organism in Eukaryota, Viridiplantae, Streptophyta, Zygnematophyceae, Desmidiales, Closteriaceae.
AUGAUGGCACCUCGUCGCGCCUCGUCACGCCUCGUCCCCGCCUUCGCGCUCGUCGCGCUCCUCUGCUUUGCGCGCAUCGAUCACGCCGCGUGCAAUGCGCGAUCGUUCGGCCUUCCGCGUUUCGGGGGAAGGCUCGGCGGCUUGGUGGGAGGGUCGGGGACAGGCGGCAUCUGGUCCUACUUCCGCCCCCCCGGGACCAGCGGCGCCGGGGGAAGUGGCGCGACGAGUGGCGGGCAGAGCGGGCAGAGCGGGUUUGGCUCGCAAGGAGGUGGCGGAAUGAGCGGACAACCGAGUAGUACGGGCGGAGGAGACAUGGGCGGAGGAGGCAUGGGCGGAGGAGCCAUGGGCGGAGGAGGCUUGGGCGGAGGAGGCAUGGGCGGAGGAGGCAUGGGCGGAGGAGGCAUGGGCGGGGGAGGCAUGGGCGGAGGAGGCAUGGGCGGAGGAGGCAUGGGCGGCAUGAGCGGAGGAGGCAUGGGCGGACCUGGCACGGGGGGAGGAGGCAUGGGCGGAGGAGGCAUGGGCGGAGGGGGCAUGGGCGGAGGGGGCAUGGGCGGAGGAGGCAUGGGCGGAGGGGGCAUGGGCGGAGGAGGGAUGGGCGGAGGGGGCAUGGGCGGAGGAGGCAUGGGCGGAGGAGGCAUGGGCGGAGGGGGCAUGGGCGGAGAGGGCAUGGGCGGAGGAGGCAUGGGCGGAGGAGGCAUGGGCGGGGGAGGCAUGGGCGGAGGAGGCAUGGGCGGAGGAGGCAUGGGCGGAGCAGGCAUGAGCGGAGGAGGCAUGGGCGGGGGAGGCACUGGGAUGGGCGGAGGGGGCAUGGGCGGAGGAGGCAUGGGCGGAGGAGGCAUGGGCGGGGGAGGCAUGGGCGGAGGAGGCAUGGGCGGAGGAGGCAUGGGCGGAGCAGGCAUGAGCGGAGGAGGCAUGGGCGGACCUGGCACGGGGGGAGGAGGCAUGGGCGGGGGAGGCAUGGGCGGAGGAGGAAUGGGCGGAGGAGGCAUGGGCGGACCUGGCACGGGGGGAGGAGGCAUGGACGGAGGAGGCAUGGGCGGAGGGGGCAUGGGCGGAGGGGGCAUGGGCGGGGGAGGCAUGGGCGGAGGGGGCAUGGACGGAGGAGGCAUGGGCGGAGGGGGCAUGGGCGGAGGGGGCAUGGGCGGAGGAGGCAUGGGCGGAGGGGGCAUGGGCGGAGGAGGCAUGGGCGGAGGGGGCAUGGGCGGAGGGGGGAUGGGUGGCGGGUCAUCGGGUGGGAGUACGUGUGGCAACAGCAGCAGCAGCAGGAGCGCCAAGCUCACGAGCAGCAACGGCAAGAGGUGCGGCGAGUCCCUCUGCCUGCCAUACUCCUUCCCUCCUAGCCCCAUAACCGCUUCAUGCACACUCAAGGCAUACUCAUCACUUCCCUUCGUGCCUGUCCUUCCGUCUUCCCCCUGCGCUGCUCCCCCUUUGUUCCUCCGGCCCCAUUGCCUAAACCUUAAACCCCGUGGCAGGGUGAUGGCAAGCAACGGGUGUCCGGGGUACGAGUGGCGAGUGCAGGGCACGGUGAAUACGCCAGUGCAGCAGACUCUCUCCUUGUCUGUGCCGCUCGCCCCCACGCUCGCCUCCUCUGCCAUUCCUGUCUCCGUGGGCGGCUGCAAGAUGGGGCCCAUCGGCUUUGCCCUCAACGGCGUGCCCUUCUACAGAUAG